Messenger RNA from Brassica rapa (field mustard), 1585 nucleotides. Its product is annotated as suppressor of disruption of TFIIS. The record is from RefSeq and is a predicted model, not a curated record. NCBI's taxonomy places the organism in Eukaryota, Viridiplantae, Streptophyta, Magnoliopsida, Brassicales, Brassicaceae.
AUAUUUGUUCCAUUAUAUAUGCAUAUGUAUUGAAGGAUACAUAAGUAAAAGUUUGGGUCUUUUUAAAGUGUCAAACAGUUCGUCCACGGUCCGUCAGUCUUAUUAAACCGAAGAACAAAUCGUGGUCAAGAAUAUCUCACUAGUCUUUCUUAAUUUAUGUUGUCUUAAAUGAAAAACGUGACACGAUCAAGAAGAAAAGGAUGUGUAAUUAUUGACGCGUAGACUUUAUAACAUGCAUAUGGAAUGGUUUAUAUUUAAUUAUUAGUUUUUGAAUUACACAUCAACGGAAAUCACGAUACCAUAUUUUAUAAUCUUAAUUUUUGUUAGUUUAUACUACUUUAUAGUUACAAUGAAGCACUUGAUAAACAAGAAGGUAAAGUACCUAUCGUCUAUUUGUAUUAAUUAAUAGAAAAGCUGGUCUUCAUUGGUGACUUUGUUUUCACACGCGUUUUAGCUGAUUCUUAUAUAAACAUAUCCGCAUUCUCUUCUUUUCUACAUCAAAUAUUUUCUCUUCGUAUAUAAUUUUUCUCAAGUGUACUAUUUUCUUCCUUCUUUUAUCUGAGGUAUCUCUUCUUCCUCUUCUCAAUCACCAGAUCUUAGCAGUUUUUGGAAAAGAAAUAUGGAAUUUGUGAACAGCUCUACACCAAGAUAUGAAUGUCUCCUCUUUGAUUUGGAUGAUACUCUUUAUCCAUUAAGCUCUGGUUUAUCAGAAGCAUGCGCUAACAACAUCAUAGAAUUCAUGGUUGAGAAGCUUGGAAUAGAUGAAGAUGGAGUCGUUGAGCUAAACCAAAUUCUCUACAAGAAAUAUGGAACUUCGAUGGCUGGUCUAAAGGCCGUAGGUUAUGAAUUCGACAAUGAUGAGUACCACAGAUUUGUUCAUGGAAGAUUACCUUAUGAAAACCUUAGACCAGACCCGGUUUUGAGAAAUCUCCUCCUCACUCUUCCUUUGCGUAAAAUGGUUUUCUCGAACGGAGAUGAAGUUCAUGUGAUGAAGUCUCUAAAGAGACUCGGUAUCGAAGAUUGUUUUGAGAGAAUCAUAAGCUUCGAGUCCUUGAAUCCUAAGGUCAACGAGACUGAGGUUUCUCUAGAAAAUUACCUUCCUGAGAUUCCGGUUAUCUGUAAACCAGCAGAGAUUGCUUUCGAGAAAGCUUUCGACAUUGCACAGCUCAAUCCUCACACAACCUUGUUCUUCGACGACAGUAUCCGUAACAUCCAAACCGGAAAAGUCAUGGGUCUCCAUACAGUCCUGGUUGGUAAAUCGGAAAAAGUGGAAGGAAGUGAUCACGCGUUAAAAAGCAUUCACAACAUGAAAGAAGCAUUUCCGGAACUAUGGUCGGAAUCGAACAACAAAGAAUCUGAAAGAAUUGGUUACGCCACACAAAUCUCGAUUGAAACUUCUGUUCAUGCUUAGUUUUACAUGUUUUAUUUAGUUUUCCGAAGAAGUUUACAUCUAAUUAUGAUUAAUUAAUGUAUGGUGAAAUAAAGAUCUAACAUAUACGCCGUUCAUUGUUGCUGCAACGGUUGAUUAUGUAUGGUGUCUAGCUAUGUAUUUGUGGUUUAUAUGAAUAAAGUGUAUUUGAUUACA